AAGAAUGACAGCUCUGGAGAAAGAGAGAGAGGGUAAAUGGUGAUCCCUCCAAGAGCUCCCUCUGCGCACUUUGCAGCGCUCUUCUGUCAGGGUCAGACCGGAUUGCAUCCCCUCUUUUCCAGAAGCCUCUCCUUCUUCUUGGGACUCAACCCCCACCCCCACCCGUGUUGUCACCACACAUACACACACACACACAAACUCACACACGCUCACACCCCUCCAACCUGAAAAUCAUCGCCUUGGUUUUCACGGCUUGCACUCUCCCGCGAAGUCGAGGUUUUCCAAAUCGUGCUUGUGAUGGAAAGCAGAGAGGAGAUGGUGAUGCUGGCAGAGGGAGGUCAGCUUGGCAAGAGCGGCUCCAAUUUGUCGGGAGUCAUCGGCAGCCCCGUGCGAGAACCACAGGGGAAGCCGGGCCACAGGAGCUGUCUGAGCCCCGGCGCUGCGCCCUACUCCCGCAGAGCGGAGGUGGUGAUGGAGGAGAGCGCACCGAGGAAUAUACGCGCCGAUAUGAGGCCAGUUGGCAGGUCUUCCUCCGGAGAUAAACACCGGAGUGAUCAUCCCCACAAAGACGGCAGCAGCUCAGACACCGAGUCAGACUUCUAUGAGGAAAUUGAUGUCAGCUGCACGCCUGAAAGCAUGGACUACCCGACAGCUAAAGGUCGAAAUGGGGAUUCUCCGGGUCACCAGAGUGAGACUGGUGCCGACCCGGGUAGCAUUGUCCAGGGCCCGGGCUCUCUGUCCUAUGCAGCGGAUCAGAUUCGCCGGUACCGGACAGCGUUCACCCGAGAGCAAAUCGGAAGGCUGGAGAAGGAAUUUUACAGGGAGAACUACGUGUCCAGGCCGCGGAGAUGCGAACUGGCGGCCUCCUUAAACCUACCUGAAACCACAAUCAAGGUGUGGUUUCAGAAUCGCAGGAUGAAAGACAAGCGCCAGCGUCUGGCCAUGACUUGGCCUCACCCUGCCGACCCGGCCUUCUACACCUACAUGAUGAGCCACGCGGCGGCCACGGGGAACCUGCCCUACCCCUUCCCAUCCCACCUGCCGCUACCUUAUUACUCCCACCUCGGUGUCGGAGCUGGCACGGUUCCGGCCGCCACCCCUUUCUCCAACCCCCUGCGCUCCCUUGACAGUUUCCGAAUGCUGUCGCAUCCCUACCAGAGGCCGGAGCUCCUGUGCGCCUUCAGACAUCCCUCCCUGUACCCGGGUCCGACCCACGGCCUCGGUCCCGGGGGAAGCCCCUGCUCCUGUCUGGCCUGUCACUCAAGCCAAUCCAACGGUAUCUCAACCAGGCCCUCCGGUUCGGACUUCGCUUGCUCCCCAACUAGCAGGACUGACGCUUUCGUCACUUUCACGCCUUCAGUGCUCAGCAAAUCCUCACCUGUGACAUUAGACCAGAGGGAAGAAGUGCCUCUGACCAGAUAAAAAAACAAAACAAACCAUGAUUUGUUCUAUUUAAGCCUUUACCAUACGCUUUUUAACCUAACAUAUUAUAUGAUCAAGACUGAAACAGCAUGAAGAGGUAGCCUGUAAGCAGUGGAAGCCAUCUUAAACUUGGGACAAGAUAAUUGGCCAGAUCUUCAACUGACGCUCAACGGAUCUCCCCAUUAGCCUAUACUGAAAAAUAUGUAUCCCAUUGCAGAGCCAGGACAGUGGCUGAAAUAUGAAGACACAUGGACAGAAAAGCAGAUUUGAUUUUUAGAAGAUUAAUUUGAUGUGUGAGAGACGGUUAAAUGUGCUUGAUGGAUUGAGUUAAGCUUGUUAUCAUUACGCGUGGUCUCUUUACGCGUCCAAACCCACCUCCAUGUAUUGUUACGCGAGAAUGAUGCUUUCCGUCUCUCUUUUUAACAAGGGGAUUUGUUAACAGAAUGCGGCCGUCUCAUUAUGAAGCAGCUCUCCACACCGGGCCCCUCCGCGGCGGCCCGGGUUGAAAUGUGCAGAUGCUAGUGAAAUUAGUAAGUGAUGUAUAUGUACGACCCGGUGAAUUUUGAGUGUUGAAUUAAUGAUAAUACCAGGAAGAGAUCGUUACUGCCGAAAAGUAACAAGGCGCCGGGGGAACGGAUUACAGCCCGCGCGGUUUGACGAGAGGGGGAGAGAAGAAGAAGAAGAAGAAGAAGAAGAAGAAGAAGAAGAAGAAGAAGAAGAAGAAGAAGAAGAAGAAGAAGAAGAAGAAGGACCCAGAGGAAGAUGGAGAGAGGCAGAGAGUGGACAAUCAAAAUGAAGGGGGGGGGGGGAAACAAGUUAAUAUCUUUAAGCCCAUCAAACCCUCUCAGUUCUUCCCCCAAUGACUUAGGAAACACUUCUUAUACAUGAUGAAAAUGUGAUUAAUAUAUGGCUGUCGGCUUCUUUUUAAAUAUUUUUCUUGCCUUGCACUGCUGAAGUGGCGCCAGUUUGGUGGCAUUUUGUGAAGGAAGCGGACUAACAACUGAUUUAAUAUGUUUAGUUUUUUUUGGAUUGUUUUGUUUUUUUGACUGGGUUGUCCUUAACGUUUAAUUUGUAAUAAACACUGUCAACGAAUCAAUUGAGCAAAUUAAUGUUCCUAAACAUUUUUUAAUGAUUUAUUUAAGCCUGAAUGCAGGGUUAAGAAAUUGAGAAUAAAAAAGAAAAUCUUUCUAAAUGUUAUACUUUCACCCAA
Molecule: messenger RNA, 2632 nt
Organism: Cyclopterus lumpus (lumpfish)
Lineage: Eukaryota; Metazoa; Chordata; Actinopteri; Perciformes; Cyclopteridae
Gene: evx1
Product: even-skipped homeobox 1
Exons: 3
Coding region: 298-1422 (374 amino acids)
Biological process (GO): regulation of transcription by RNA polymerase II
Cellular component (GO): nucleus
Molecular function (GO): RNA polymerase II cis-regulatory region sequence-specific DNA binding; DNA-binding transcription factor activity, RNA polymerase II-specific
Source: RefSeq, a predicted model, not a curated record